UUCACAUGUUAUUUUUUUUAAUAAUUUCUGAAAUUAAGAUAAAUUGAAUAUUAUAAAUUGUUAAAUUUGGAAGAUUUUGCAAAUAUUGUUUUUAUACAAAACUAUGGGAUCAAAACGUGAAGUAGAAAGAGAAGAUUUUAGAAAUGAUUUUCUCGUUAAAAUUUAUGAUGAGGUUUAUUCAGAUAAUUUAGCAAAUGACUCUGGAGAUGAUUCUUCAUCAGAUUAUUCUGAUGAAAAUGUUAAUUUUGAGGAAACCGACAAUUUCAAUAAAAAGAAAAUAGAUGUGUCCAAAAUAAAGUCAUCUGAAAGAAGAAACAAGCAAGAAGAAAGCAAAAAACUAUCUUCAUUUCAGCCCAAGGGACAAUUGUUUAAACAAUUUGAAGAUAAAAUAAAUUUCGGGUUCCACGAUCACUACGAAAAUUUUAAUAGAGCUGCAAAUGAAUUAAAAGCGUUUGAUCGAAAGAAAGAAACAAAUCGUGUUCGGAAUAAAGAUAAACAUGAUAGAGCUACAGCAGAACAAGUAAUGGAUCCCCGUACUCGAAUGAUAUUGUUUAAACUAUUGAAUCGUGGGAUUAUUACGGAAAUUAAUGGUUGCAUAUCAACAGGAAAAGAAGCAAAUGUUUACCACUGUAUCACAAAAUCUGAUGAGGAAUAUGCCAUAAAAAUUUAUAAAACAUCUAUUCUUAUAUUUAAGGAUAGAGACAAAUACGUUACGGGUGAAUUUCGAUUUCGUCAUGGAUAUAGUCGACACAAUCCAAGAAAAAUGGUUCAAACUUGGGCUGAAAAAGAAAUGAGAAAUUUAUUGAGACUAUGUAAUAACAACAUUCCAUGUCCUAAACCUAUAAUUUUGCGAAGUCAUGUUCUUGUUAUGGAAUUUAUUGGAAAAAAUGGCUGGCCUGCACCGAAAUUAAAAGAUAUUAAUGUUAACAUUGAUAAAUUCGGUGAACUAUAUAGAGAUUGUGUUGUAAUAAUGUGGAAAAUUUAUAACUUGUGCAAAUUAGUACAUGCAGAUUUAUCAGAAUAUAAUAUUUUAUAUUAUAACAGUACAUUGAUUAUAAUUGAUGUCAGUCAAUCCGUUGAGCAUGAUCAUCCUUCAGCGCUAGAGUUUCUUAAAAAAGAUUGUAUUAAUAUUAACGACUUUUUCAAAAAAAAAGGAGUGGGAACUAUGACAGUUAAGGCGUUAUUUGAAUUUAUCACAAACCCUUUGAUUACGAUUCAAAAUAUAAAUGAACAUUUAGAUGCGAUAGCGAAAAAUAUUGAAACAGAAAAAGAAAGUAAUUUUUCGAAAGAGGUGGAUGAAAAAGUUUUUGAAAAUAUUUUCAUUCCAAAACGAUUGGAUGAGGUUAAAACUACCGCAAAUAUUGAUUCUGGAAUUGAAAUUACAUCCAUAAUAAAUAAAAUGGUUAAUUUAUCAACUAAUAAUAACAUGCCAAAGUCUGGCGACACAUCAGCAUUUUGUGAUACAGAUCAGAGUGAAUUAGAAAGUGACAAUGAUGAAACAGAAAAUAAUGAUGACACAAGUCAAAAUGAGAAAAAGUUCAAGAGUAGCGCGCGACCACGGGAUGAGUCUCCCAACAGUAAAAAAGCAAGAAAACAAAAGGUGAAAGAAAUUCAAGCAGAAAAAAGGAAGACAAAAAUAAAGAAGCAUUUAAAACGUAAAAGUUGCUCUAGUAAUAAAUGAAAUAAAGUCAUAAUUUAUAUCAUUCAAUUGAUUUGAUCUUACAAAUAAUGAGGUGUUAACUAUGUAUGU
Molecule: messenger RNA, 1750 nt
Organism: Condylostylus longicornis
Lineage: Eukaryota; Metazoa; Arthropoda; Insecta; Diptera; Dolichopodidae
Gene: RIOK1
Product: serine/threonine-protein kinase rio1
Exons: 3
Coding region: 104-1681 (525 amino acids)
Biological process (GO): maturation of SSU-rRNA
Cellular component (GO): preribosome, small subunit precursor; cytosol
Molecular function (GO): ATP binding; protein serine/threonine kinase activity
Source: RefSeq, a predicted model, not a curated record